This is a messenger RNA of Fomitopsis serialis, 645 nucleotides long. RefSeq lists its product as uncharacterized. The record is from RefSeq and is a predicted model, not a curated record. The annotation marks the transcript as partial. NCBI's taxonomy places the organism in Eukaryota, Fungi, Basidiomycota, Agaricomycetes, Polyporales, Fomitopsidaceae. The transcript is spliced from 4 exons.
CGAUCCAUUACCGUUGUGGACAUCACUGGUGUUCAUAUGGUCUGCGUUGUGUGGUGCAGCUGCCCAUCGGGUGACAGCGACCAUCUUCAGCUCCUGGCAAUGGGUCUAUACCCUGCUACAGUCAAACAGCCUGCGACCGCGUUCACCUUCCGAGCACUGGACGACUUCCUUCUAGCUAACAAGAUCUCCGGAAACGCAGCUCAGAGCUACUUCGAGCGAUUGCGACGUUUGACAAGCCCAUCGUUUCCAGAUGAUGUCCCGGAUCGAUAUAGGGAGCUGCUUCGCGUUAGUCGUCAAUGGCGAAAUUUAAAAUACCGAAAGUGGUAUGGAUUUGGGCAUGGUCGCAGUGACAUAGGACCGGGAUCCCUCGCGUUGGCCUGUGUCGCUUGCCCUCGUCCAGGCGUCAACCUCCUGCCAGGCUGGGAGCAGGAUCAAGAGCAAUGGAAGUACACCCAAACCUUCGUGAUGGAUGGCAACUUCAGCGCGGAACAUCUGAAGAUGAAACUGCCUUUGGAAGACAUUGCGUUGGCGGACGGCCACGGAUUCAUGGUAACGGACAAGCCUUACAAACAGCACGUCGCUACAGCAGCUGAUCGUCGAGAAAAAUCCACAUGCCAUGCGCAUCGCGCGGUCAACGCGGCCAAC